UGCUUUUCCGCUCUGCUUUCACCUUUCUCCCCGAGUGGGCUAUGGUGGUUGCGUGUGUGUGUGGACCCGCGCGCCUCACUCGUUCCCGAGUCACUUCAUUUUCGGACUGAGUCGUGACUCGGCCCCGAGACAUCAUCAUCACACCUCCUCGGUAUUGCAUAAAUUCCAGAAUGGGUCUUUCUCCGAAGUCCGAGGUCGAUGAGCUUUAACUACCUUUAGCCGCGGAUUCUUCUCUGAAUUUUGCGCUUCCGUUCGCACUCCUUGCAAUGGCGGAAACCCACAAAGCAGCCACCGAAGGGAUUCCGGGAACGCCUGGUAUCAGGGAGGCGAGGCCCGAAACAGGGACUCGAGGGGGUGAUAACCCAAGUCCGGGGAUAAGAAUGGUGAAUUGCAGGGCUGUAAUCGAUACGUCACCACCGUUCGAGUCGGUCAAGGAGGCCGUGACCCGUUUUGGAGGAAGCGGUCCUUGGUUGCCCCUUUACAAGCUCGGGGAGGCUUUUAACCGCAUUGAAGAUUUUGACAUAAAGAAAGUGGAGGAACAAGCCGCGGAGUUGGAGAAGGAUUUGAUAGUGAAAGAACUCGAAACACUUGAUGUGCUCGAAGAACUGGGAGCUACCAAAAAGAUUGUUGAGGAUCUAAAGCAGCAGCUUAAAAAAGAAGCAAUGAAAUGCUUUGCACCUCCUGAUGUUCAUACAUGUGAACAGGCUGGAAAUCCUAUUGCAAAGGAGAUGAAUAAGGAAAACAGUGAAAAUACUAUAAACAGCCAAGGACAGGCAUUGCAAAGUUCAGGUCCCUGCCCUAUGUCAUCGGCCGAUUUGAUAUUAAUGGAUAUAAAACAAGCUAAGGUGGAUCUUGGUAAAGCAAUGAAUGAUCUUGGGGUGAUACAAUCUUCUGUGGAAUCUUUGAACAAGAAGAUGAAAAGGGAGAAAAUUUUUCUCAUGAGGACGCGCGAGAAGCUAGCAUCCAAGUUUGCAGCUGUCCCUGCUCAGGAGAGGGCUCAAGAAAAAUCAAAAUUAAAUCCAUCGGCAGCUCAUGCUGAAGCAAAUUCAACUUUCAACAAUCCUGUGAAUAUUACGAGGAGCUUCAAUCCUGAUGCUGAGCGGCAAAAUAGGAUGGUUGAAACAAAGAAUUUUGACAUUUCCAGGUCCUUCCCUCCAGAGGAAGAUAAUGGAUUAAGCAUGAAGACUGCUGAGAUGAGGUGGUUUGCAGCUAAAAAGAUGGAGGAAGCCGCAAGGGCAGCAGAAGCCAUUGCUCUUGCUGAAAUCAAGGCUCUGUCUGGCACUGAAAGGUCACGAGGAACAGGAAUAGCACUGCCAGAACCUCGGAGAGUGACCUUUGAUUUAAGGGAGCAUUCUUCUUUAAAUCCCAAAGCUCAUGAACCUGAAGAGUCAACCUUGAGAAAGGUAAUAGAUUCCCAGUUCCACAUGGAUGAAACAAACAUUUCUAAACUGACUAUUCUGAAUUGGUUGGAGGAAGCUUCGGCAGAAGUUCUACAUAGCAAGCAGGUCUUGACAGAGGCUUUAAACAGAAUUGAAACUGCAAACAGCAAGCAACAUGCUGCUAAAGAGGCUCUGCGGAGAUGGCUUCCUGAUGAUGAACUGAAAGGACAAGUGAUUUACAGCCCUAGUAAGAACAAAAAGCUCAACCAGGGGGGGAAUUAUCGUCACCCGCCCCUUCCAGAUGUAAUGAGGUCAACGACAACGAAAAAUAACGAUCCCAAGCCAGUUUUAAGGUCUACGGUUUCGUUGAGAGAUGUUCUGAGCAGAAGGCCAGUUCCUGAAGAAUAUCCUGCUCGAAGGGAGAUGGAGGAUCAUUCUGUAAGGCAGAAGGUAGCAUUAAGUCAAAUGCUCCGAGCAUUGAGGGAAGAUCUUACUCUUCCUACAGAUGAUAAUACUGAGAAAGAUCGGAACAGUCAAAAGCAUUUUGUAGGACACAGGAAGAAGUUUGGAUUCAUCCAAAUAUCACUCCCCUUGGCUAAGCCAAGUAAGAAAAGGACUUGAACUAAGCUAAUUAAUGCCUUUACACAGAUGAUAGUCACAAUUCAUGUAUAAAUAUUGUGAUGGCUUAUUGGUUAUGUUGUUGCGCUUGCUUUCAUUUUGGUUAAGUAUAGAAGUUCGAGUUGGUGUUUGAUUUUGGAAAGGAUUUUGUGCUGGAGUGAUUGGCUUAAAUUGUGCAACUAGCUUUGACUGUGGAUUUAGAUUUUGUCAUUCUUGUUA
Messenger RNA from Prosopis cineraria, 2216 nucleotides. RefSeq names its product WEB family protein At2g40480. The coding region runs from base 267 to 2000 and encodes 577 amino acids. The transcript is spliced from 2 exons. NCBI's taxonomy places the organism in Eukaryota, Viridiplantae, Streptophyta, Magnoliopsida, Fabales, Fabaceae. The record is from RefSeq and is a predicted model, not a curated record.